Messenger RNA from Triplophysa rosa, 5085 nucleotides. RefSeq names its product non-SMC condensin I complex, subunit D2 (gene ncapd2). The record is from RefSeq and is a predicted model, not a curated record. NCBI's taxonomy places the organism in Eukaryota, Metazoa, Chordata, Actinopteri, Cypriniformes, Nemacheilidae. Gene Ontology annotation, biological process: mitotic cell cycle; mitotic chromosome condensation; meiotic chromosome condensation. Gene Ontology annotation, cellular component: nucleus; condensed chromosome, centromeric region. The transcript is spliced from 32 exons. Gene Ontology annotation, molecular function: histone binding. The coding region runs from base 798 to 4952 and encodes 1384 amino acids.
GACGUUAACUUAACGUCGAUCGGCGUGCGGCGUUAUUUAAACGCGUGGCGGCGUGUGACGUUAAUUUAGCGCCAGGCGGCGCUUAUUUAACGCCUGGUGGCGUUAAGAAAUCGGCGUUUUAAUAUUAAUACGGCGAUCAAAAGCACGCGAAUUGUGAACCUGUUGGCUUUCGAUAGUUUUGUGCACGAGCAAAGGAAAUCGGCGUGCGAGCGGAGAGAUUCGCGCGCUCAUAUUACAAGAAUGCGCUCUCGCCUUGUAAUAAUGCGCUCGCGACAUUUGUCAUUAUAAUAACGCCAUAUUGAUUUCACCUUCAUAAUUUCCACUGACCGGAAGUGGGGAGGGCCGAUGACGCACUUCGAUCUUGCAAGAUAAGAUGUAUGAGUUAGAACAAGAAUGGAGUUUGAAGGGGAUUUUGGGUAGCAGAUGAGAAAAUGUGGGAAUUUAGUAAAGCUCUCUUUAAUUUUCUUAAAGAUACAGGGUUAGAGCACAGUAUAUAGGAGUUUUUUUAUAUAAAUAAUUAUAACUGUGCGAAGUACAUGAAGCCCUGAAGUUACACACCCCGGUACAGUAGGUGGCGAUAUUCACCUGAACAAGUUGGUUGCGACCCACCAAUAAAAUUAGAGAGAGAGAGAGAUGACGCACUUCCUUUGGCGCGCUGUGUGAAAUUCAAAGCUGCGACUCCAACCGUUAAGUAAGUAAGUGCAAACCGAGCUCUGUGGCUUCACAUCGUAAGGAUUUUGUCGUAAUACGUUUAUUGUCUGCUCAACGGUGGGUUUAUCUGACAUGUUAUUUUACUUAUGUCGUGGGAUUUUAUUUUGCCGAUUUGUUUGGAUGAUCUUGUAAAGUCUGGAGCUGUUAACCAGUAUGUGGUUCAAGAUGUGUUGUCUGCUAAACAGCUUCACUCUCACCUCAAUAGUUUCAAAGCAGCACUUAGAAGUCAUGGGCCACUGUGCAUCCUCAAGCAUUUUGACACUGUGUACAGUGUCCUGCAACAUUGCCGCUCUGUGGAUGUAGCGGUGAAAGAAGAUACUCUUGAACUGCUGAUUCAAGUGGUUAAAGGCCUGUCUGUCUCUCUGCCGACCAUCCUCCUGUCUGCCUCUCUGUCAGCCGCGGACCGCAAACAACAGCUCAACGCUGUGAAGAUGAGCAUCUUUCUCAUUUGCAAGCUCACUGAGAUCCUUGAGAGUGACUCCUAUAGAGAGACUAUUGUCACAGCACCCAGCAAGGGUCGGAAGAAGGAUAAAGCAGCUGGAAAAGGUCUUGCACAGUGGGAAGGUGAGAGAGAGACGGUUCUUCAGUGUUUGACUCAGCUGCUCCAACUGGACAUUCGGACACUAUGGAGUCUGUCUCUUGUGGAGGAGGAGUUUGUCAGCUGUGUGACGUGCUGUUGCUAUAAGCUCCUGGAAAAUCCCACCAUAAGCCAUAUGAAGAGCAAAUCCACUCGAGAUGCCAUCAUCCAUGUGCUAGGAAUUAUGGUGAAGAAAUACAAUCACAUGUUGGGAGCGUGUGUGAAAGUGAUUCAGCUCCUGCAGCACUUUGAGCAACUGGCGUCAGUGUGUGCUCAGGCUGUGUCUGCUUGGAGCUCAGAAUAUGGGGUUAAAUCUAUUGUUGGAGAGAUCAUGAGAGAAAUUGGUCAGAAGUCGAGUGAGGAGCUAGCCAGAGAAGGUUCAGGUGUGAAGGCUUUCUCCAGCUUUCUGUCUGAACUCAGCACUCUGGUACCUGAAGCCAUGAUCCCCAACAUCAGUGUUCUGCUGACGCACCUGGAGGGAGAGAGUCCAAGUUUACGCGUGGCCGUGUGCGAGGUUCUGGGUGAGGUGUUGGUGCGGGUUCUGACCGGCGAUAAACUUGAUGAUUCGGCUCGUGGGGACAGAAACAGAUUCCUGGACACGCUGCAGGAGCACAUCCAUGAUGCACACUCGCACGUCAGAGCUCGUGUGUUGCAGGUCUACACGCGUAUUGUCAACAGCAAGGCUUUGCCGCUGUGCAGGUACACUGAGGUUAUGGAGCUGACUGUUGGUCGCCUUGGCGAUAAAUCAGUCAAUGUGUGUAAGAGCUCCAUCCAGCUGCUGGCUGCCUUUAUUGCUCACAACCCUUACAGCUGCAAGUUGAGCAGUGUGGACCUGAAGAAGCCACUGGAAAAGGAGACGGGGAAACUAAAAGAGAUGAGAGAAACCAUGAGAGAACAAGAGCCUGUUGCAGUGAUCACUGCAGCUGAUCUUUGGGAUGCGAUGAAGCCUGAGGUGGAAAUGACCGUGAAUGCUCAGCUUGAGCCCAGCAGUGAGGAAGAGAGAGAUGAUGAUGAAGAUGAGACGGGUGGAGACGAAGGGAGAGGCGACAGAGACACUGCUGUCCAAAUAGCACAGUUCCUCCGAGAUAACAAAUACAGGCACGCAGUUGCUCUGUGUGUACGGGCUCAUUCUCUGUUCCCAGAGUCUCCAUUCUUCUCGGCUCUGGCUAACCUGAACACAGAAUCCCUCAUAAACACGCUUGCUUCACUCUUCAAGGGCCCAGAGCAUGAGACACCUGAGGCAGAUGCGGGUGAUGCUCCACCCACCCCACAGAAAGAAGCAACGGAGGGAAGAGAGAGCGAACUGAAGAAGCAGGAGAUGUUGGUUCAGUACUUGAAAGACACGGAGAGCUUUGCUCUACAGGUGGAAAGAGCAAUCGCUGACAUUAACAAUAUGCUAUACUGGAAAACUACUACAGUGGUCCAGGAGGCUGUGCAGUUUUGCGUCACAGCGUUUGAGUUUAGUGUGGCCGACUCUGUGUGUGGGGUCAGAAAGAUGCUGCCGCUGGUCUGGUCCACUGACGUUGCCGUCAAAGAUGCUGUCAUUCAAGCCUACAGACGCAUGUACCUCAACCCCCACGGUGACAGCACCAGAGCCAAGGCACAGACUCUAGUGGACAGUCUGUCAGAACUGAUGAUCAACGCUUCAUUAGGGACCAUUCAGUGUCUGGAGGAGAUUGUGCAAGAGUUUUUCAGCAGUGAGAGCACCCUGCAGACUUCAGUCGUGCAGGUUCUGUGGGAGAGAUUCUCUGGGAAACGAGAGACUUCAGCACUUCACAGGAGAGCUGCGGUGCUACUGCUGGGCAUGGCAGCACGCGCUGAGAGGGAAGUGGUUCUCAGUAAUUUGGACACGCUUUGUUCCGUCGCUCUUGGAGAGAAGGUUGCAGAAGAUUAUCUCCUGGCUCGGGACACACUCAUCACCAUUGCUAACAUAACUGAUCAUUUGAGGCAAUCCAAAGGCACCCCGUUUAGGCUUCCUGUGGACCAUCAACUUUUCUGCUGUCUGUCACAGGCCAUUGCUGAUGGAGUGGUACAGUCCGACCCACACUGGCAGACCUUUAUGGAACAGGCUGUUCGUCUCAUCUACUUCCUGGCUGAAUCUCCUGACCAGUUGUGUUCCCACCUCCUUCAGCGGUCUGCUCGUCUCCUAUUGGAGCAGGUCACAGAUGGUGGAGAGCCCAACCAAUCACAAGCGCAGGAAGCUGGGUCUCAGAGCACUGAAGAGCAAGUGAGUUGUUCGAGUCUGGCCCAGGUGUUGUCUCUCUGUGGAGCUGUGGCCUUCUGGCAAAUAUUUCACCUUGAGAGAAGCAUUAGCGCCGAGCUGCGCAGAAGAAGAGGAGAGAGAGAAGAUAAGGAGGAGAAAGAGAAGGCACCUGCCAGCAAGUCAAAGGAGGCCAAUGACAGUUGUGUGGAGGAGGAGCUUGGGCUGGUGGGCGCCUCUGCUGAGGACACGGAGGCGGAGUUUAUCCGUAAGAUCUGCGAGACCGAGUUACUUGCUGAAGGGAACAUGCUCAGUGUAUUUCUGCCCCUGGUGGUGAAGGUUUGCAGCUCUCCAGGCAGAUAUUCUCAUCCUCAGCUCACCACUGCUGCCUGCCUGGCUCUGUCUCAGUACAUGAUGAUCAGUCCAGCUGUUUGUAAAGACAACAUACGUCUGCUGUUCACCGUACUGGAGAAAUCUACACUCCCAGUCGUCAGAGCCAACACCAUCGUCGCUCUUGGUGACCUAACAGUCCGCUUCCCCAACAUCCUGGAACCAUGGACACCCAACCUAUAUGCCAGGCUGAGUGAUGAGAAUGCAUCUGUGCGUCUGACCGCCAUCACAGUUCUGGCCCAGCUGGUGUUGAAGGAUGUGAUGAAGGUCAAAGGUCAGGUCAGUGAGGUAGCUGUGCUCCUGCUGGACCCCGAGCCGCACAUUGCCAGCCUCGCUCUUAACUUCUUUAAUGAACUCUCUGCCAAGGACAAUGCCAUCUAUAACCUGCUGCCAGACAUCAUCAGCCGAUUAUCUAAUCCUGAGAGAGGGAUAAAGGAGGAAGACUUCAACACCAUCAUGAAGCAACUCUUCUCCUACAUCACCAAGGAGAGACAGACGGAGAGUUUAGUGGAGAAGCUCUGUCAGCGCUUCAGGACUGCAAAGACGGAGCGUCAGUGGGCAGAUCUGGCCACGUCUCUGUCUCUGUUGUCAGUGUGCGAGCGAGGUUUUAAAAAGCUGCAGGAAUGCUGGGAUUGUUACAGUGAUAAACUCACUGAGCCUGGAGUCUAUCAGCCCCUCCUCUCCAUCAUGGCCAAACUCCGCCGUAGAGCCAAACCGCAGUUCAAGGCGCAGGUUGAAGACUUUGAGAAGCGUUUGACGGCAGUUCACACUAAAGGGCUGGAGAAUGUUGAGGGUGAAGAGAGCCAACCACAGAUAGGAGACACGCAGAGCCAAAACUUUGAAACACCGCAGCCGCAAAAGAAUAAACGCAAAACCACACGAGGUCGUGUUAAACCUAAAUUAGAUGACAGUGAUCUUGUGACCCCAAAAACAACUCGCUCACGUCCAAAGCCUGUCAUAACCUUCACCAGUGAUGAAGAGGAGCAAGAAGAGGAUGCUGUCAUGGCUGAAAGCGAGACUCCUAAAGUAACUACGCCCAUUGCCCGCACACGACGCACUCGACUCAGACACUGAGAGCACUCUUCGUUUUUAAUGUCUUUUUAUGCAUAUAACAUUUAACCUGAUUUUAUAAUAUUUUUAUUGCUGUCUUUGUUUUAGUUGCCUUGUCAUCUUAUUGUUUAAUUGCUUUUUAAUAAAAGGUUCUAAA